Symbiodinium necroappetens is the source of this 1809-nucleotide messenger RNA. NCBI's taxonomy places the organism in Eukaryota, Dinophyceae, Suessiales, Symbiodiniaceae. The record is from the annotation of a GenBank genome assembly.
AUGAGCGGGGUCGAUCUGCGUGUGCAUGUCGCGUCACACCAGGUUCGCCAAGAAUCUGACUUGGAGAAGGUCGCUUCAAAGGCUCCCCGAGCCGUGGUGGUGAUUCCGGAGCUGGCCGACGAGGAGAGCCCGGAAGGCUGGCAAGUCCUGGGGGAGACUCCGAACAGGGUGGAAGCAUCCGUGCGCGAGCUGCUGGGAAAGGCAUUGCAUGACCUCCAGCACGAGAUUCCCGAAAGUUUGCGGGAGCACCCGGCGGUGAAACACCAGUGCUCGAAGUUGCAGGAUUUGCUGAGUUGCAAACAACACUUCGGAAUUGAACUGCGAGACAUGGCCGAUGAGGAUGGUGCUGUCCCUGCCUGGGUAGAGACCUUCUUGGAGGGAGGUGACCCGCGAGACCAUGCUGCUUCAGAGUGGAAAGAUCCGAUGGAGGAUCUCCAUCCGCGUGCUGCGGAUGAGCCCGCAGAGCUCGGCUCGCCCGCCUCGCUGAAGCGCUGCGUCAUCGCACCUGGAAAUGGCUGCUCUCCAAUCCAGGAGGCGAAUUGGUACUCUUGGCUGGCGCAGAGCUUGAAUCGGAAAAAGCUCCUUCAGGAGGAGGUGGUUCUCCGGGACUUUCCAGACCCUUGGGAGGCGAAGCGUGAGAUCUGGCUGAAGUUCAUGAAGGAGGCCCUUUUGGGGGCGACAACAACCGGAGGAAAGUGGAAAGGCGGUUCACACGGGGGCUCGCCUGCCGCCCGCAGGAGCUUUUGGUCGGACCUGACACAGUGCCAGCACCCAGCAGCCUUGGGUUCUGGCUUGGACUGGGAGCUUUGUGUGGUGUGGGCCGUGUUCACUGGCGUGAAGCCCUGGAAGGUGCUUGUCGGGCACUCCAGCGGUGCGCAAGCAGCCGCUCAUUGCAAUCUGCAGCCACUUCAGCAUGCACUGUCCACGCCACCUCGUCUCAAUGUUCUGGGGGACUUCCAGGCUAUGAGGCUGGCGGAAGAAGAGGUCAUUGGCGGCUUGGUCUUGGUGGUGAUUUGGGAGACGCAGGAGAGCGCGCUUCUGGAUACUACCCGCCAAAAGGCGGGCCGUGGAAUUGGGAGCCUCGUUCGCAGCGAAGGAAGAGAGUCCGAUAUCAAAGUGGCGCGCGCAUUCGUGACGGUGGGAGCUUCAAAGACAGGCACAUUGCGCAUUGCGGUGCAGCUGCAUUCCACCGACGACCCUCUGGUUCCUGUCUCGGAGGGGCGUGUCGUGGCUGAGGAAAGGAGCUCCAAAGUCUGCACCCAAGAAGUCGGGCAGCUGACGGGGCUGAGUUGCAAUGACUUGUGCGCACGUCAGCCACUGAGCCGUUGCAAGAGUCCAAAGCGGCUCUGCGAUUCUUGGAGUGCUCUGGACUGCAAGGUCGGUGCCGAGAAGAAGGAAAGCAAGAGGCCGGCGGAGGAGGGAAACGGAAAGCAGGCGAAGGAUCAGACAGAGGCGGAAGCGGCAGAGGUGCAAGGUCUGGCGGCGGAAGCGGCAGAAGAGGAAGCGACGGAGGAGGCAGACGAAGUGGAGAUUGUUGACAUCGAGGGCAAGAGCGACGAGAUUGAGAUAAUCGACGUCGAGGACCCGCCUCCCGAGACGCCGGAGCCAAACGAAAGGGCGGCGAAGCCCGCCAUGGAGGAGACUCCAGUGGAGGCUUCUUCCAAAGAAUGUCCGACACCGGAUACCAGCAGUAAGCCGGCUGUGAUCGAAGCCCCGCGAGUGGCACAGUUCUCCCGUGAAGAUGUGGCAAAAGCUGCAGAGGCCGUGACGCGAAAGGAGCCGAGGGAAGAAAGUUCCAGGUUUCUAGAG